AUGAGUGAUUUAGAUUUGUCUGUAGAGCCUAAUUUGCACUCUCUAAUCACUUCGUCGACUCACAAAUGGGUGUUUGUGGGCGGUAAAGGUGGUGUUGGAAAGACGACGUCUUCUUGCAGUAUAGCGAUCCAAAUGGCGCUUGCACAACCUCAAAAGCAGUUUUUAUUGAUUUCCACGGAUCCAGCUCAUAAUUUGAGUGAUGCGUUUGGUGAAAAAUUUGGUAAAGACGCGAGGAAAGUGACUGGUAUGGACAACUUGUCGUGCAUGGAAAUUGACCCCUCUGCCGCAUUAAAAGACAUGAAUGACAUGGCAGUAGCGCAAAAUGGGAAUGGAGGUGACGGGUUGGGUGACUUGCUGCAAGGAGGGGCUCUUGCGGAUCUGACUGGGUCAAUUCCCGGUAUUGAUGAGGCCUUGUCGUUUAUGGAAGUUAUGAAACAUAUCAAGAGACAAGAAGAAGGAGAGGGCGAGAAAUACGACACCGUGAUUUUUGACACUGCUCCUACGGGCCACACGCUGCGUUUCUUGCAAUUGCCGCAGACUUUGUCGCAAUUGUUGGACAAAUUCGGUGAAAUUGCGGGUCGUUUCGGACCCAUGCUGAACUCUUUGACCGGUGGGAACCAGAACGUCGACAUAAUGGGUAAGAUGAACGAAUUGAAGGCCAACGUCGAGAAGAUCAAGCAACAGUUCACAAAUCCUGACAUGACGACGUUUGUGUGUGUCUGUAUCAGUGAGUUUUUGUCGCUAUACGAGACGGAGCGGUUGAUCCAGGAAUUGAUUUCCUACGACAUGGACGUGAACUCCAUUGUGGUCAAUCAGUUGCUGUUUGCCGACAGCGACGCAGAACACAACUGUAGAAGAUGCCACUCGAGGUGGAAGAUGCAAAAAAAAUACUUAGACCAAAUCGACGAACUUUACGAAGACUUCCAUGUCGUCAAGAUGCCACUUUGUGCCGGUGAAAUUAGAGGCCUGAACAAUUUGAAGAAAUUUUCCAAAUUUUUGGACAAGGAAUACGAUCCUGAAGCCGACAAUAAAGUGAUUUACGAGCUAGAAGAACAGAAAUAA
Lachancea mirantina is the source of this 1062-nucleotide messenger RNA. NCBI's taxonomy places the organism in Eukaryota, Fungi, Ascomycota, Saccharomycetes, Saccharomycetales, Saccharomycetaceae. The record is from the annotation of a GenBank genome assembly.